Molecule: messenger RNA, 1277 nt
Organism: Cucumis sativus (cucumber)
Lineage: Eukaryota; Viridiplantae; Streptophyta; Magnoliopsida; Cucurbitales; Cucurbitaceae
Product: acyl-CoA--sterol O-acyltransferase 1
Exons: 2
Coding region: 128-1261 (377 amino acids)
Biological process (GO): lipid metabolic process
Source: RefSeq, a predicted model, not a curated record
UAUUAGCCCAUCUUCUUAUACCAUUCUUUUAAAAUCAAUUAGAAGGGAAGCACAAAAGUUGAAUGAUGGAGUUUAGAGAGAAGAGAGAAUCCGAUGAGAGAUCCGGGGAAGAGUAAAGAUAAAAUUAAUGGAGGAUGAGAUUGGGAAUUUCUUAAAAGUUUGGAUAUCAAUAUGGAUCUGUUUGAGUUAUUGCUAUGGCGUCGGUAGAAGAAUUCCCCACGGAAUUACAAGAUUUCUUUUCAUAUUUCCUGUCAUUUCCCUCUUCCUCUACCUUCCUCUUCUUCUUCACUCCCUCCAUCUUGGUGGCCUUACUGCCUUUUUCAUUGCUUGGCUUGCCAACUUCAAGCUCCUCCUCUUCUCCGCCGGUCUUGGCCCCCUCGCCGCCCCCGGAAUCUCCAUCGGUACUUUCUGUGCAAUAGCUUCCUUCCCAGUCAAAUUAAAACAAACCCCACUUCAAAAAACCUCUGAAUUUGCCAUUCAUGGAGGAUUACCUUCAAAAUCCGAUCACAAUCGCCACCGCCAGUCCCCAUUAAGCUACGCCGUCAAGAUCUUCCUAGUGGCGGUGAUGGUGAAAGCCUAUAAUUACACCCACAUCCUCCCUCAAAAACUCCACUGGCUCUUCCUCUGUUUCCACAUCUACUUCCUCCUCGAGCUCAGCCUUGCCGCUGCCGCUUCCAUCGUCGCCUGCGGCGGCACUCUCGAACUUCUCCCUCUCUUCCACCAACCUUACUUCUCCACCUCACUUCAAGACUUCUGGGGUCGGCGAUGGAACCUCGUCGUCACUGGAAUCCUCCGCCCCGCCGUCUUCCGCCCUGCAGCCUCUGCUGCCUCAAAACUUUUGGGUAAAAAGUGUGGCCCCCUCGCCGGAGUUACGGCGACGUUCCUUGUAUCGGCCGUGAUGCACGAGCUGAUGUUCUUCUACAUGUCUCGUCAAUGGCCGCCGCCGACAUGGGAAGUGUCGGCGUUCUUCGUUUUCCACGGGGGAUGUCUGGUGGCGGAAAUGGCGGUGAAGAGAGUAUGGAUUCAGAGGUGGAGGAUGCGUCCGCUGCCGUGGAUAGUGUCGGUCCCGGUGACGGUGGGAUUUUUUUUCUGGAGUUGCUUUUGGCUGUUCUUUCCGCCGUUUAUUAACAGUUGUAAGGCUGACGUAAGGGUGGUUGAAGAGUACGCGCUGUUUGGUGCAUUUCUUAAAAAUAAUAUUCCAAUUAAUUUAUGGCCAAAUUUGAACAAUAAUAUCAUUCCUUUUAAUUAUGUUAAAAAAUAAAAUACAAUUUUAGUCC